AUGAGUUCAGCGACGGAGAUAAUGGAGCGAGAUGCCAUGGCUACGGUGGCUCCCUACGCUCCGGUCACUUUUCACCGCCGCGCUCGUGUUGACAUGGAUGAUCGACUUCCUAAACCUUAUAUGCCAAGAGCACUGCAAGCACCAGACAGAGAGCAUCCGUAUGGAACCCCAGGCCAUAAGAAUUACGGACUUAGUGUUCUUCAGCAACAUGUCGCCUUCUUCGAUUUAGAUGAUAAUGGCAUUAUCUACCCUUGGGAGACCUACUCUGGACUGAGAAUGCUUGGUUUCAAUAUCAUUGUGUCGCUUAUCACAGCCGCUGUAAUCAACUUGGUUCUUAGCUAUGCUACUCUUCCGGGAUGGUUACCUUCGCCGUUCUUCCCUAUAUACAUACACAAUAUACACAAGUCAAAGCAUGGAAGCGACUCAAGAACAUAUGACAAUGAAGGAAGGUUUAUGCCGGUGAAUCUAGAGUUGAUAUUUAGCAAAUAUGCGAAAACAUUGCCAGACAAACUGAGCCUUGGAGAAUUAUGGGAGAUGACACAAGGACAACGUGACGCAUGGGACAUUUUCGGAUGGAUCGCAAGCAAAGUAGAAUGGGGGUUGUUGUAUUUGCUAGCAAGGGAUGAAGAAGGGUUUCUGUCAAAAGAAGCGAUUAGGAGGUGUUUUGACGGUAGCUUGUUUGAGUACUGUGCCAAGAUCUAUGCAGGUAUCAAUGAAGACAAGACAGCCUACUACUGA
Molecule: messenger RNA, 738 nt
Organism: Eruca vesicaria subsp. sativa (arugula)
Lineage: Eukaryota; Viridiplantae; Streptophyta; Magnoliopsida; Brassicales; Brassicaceae
Source: the annotation of a GenBank genome assembly